Messenger RNA from Porites evermanni, 795 nucleotides. The record is from the annotation of a GenBank genome assembly. Lineage: Eukaryota; Metazoa; Cnidaria; Anthozoa; Scleractinia; Poritidae.
AUGGCUUCGUUUCUUGUUUGCCUGGGACGAUUCGCCUUUUUUAUUGUAAUGGGUAUACAGUUUGCUUCGCUUGCUGCAUAUCCAGCGACAUACGAAAGUAAUGAUGGCUAUUACGCGUUACUACUUCUCUACCUUCUCCCUUUUGGACUGUGGCUUUUUAUCAUGUGCAAAGACGACAACCUUCAAUGGCUAUUUUUUGUUUGGUUGCUGUACACGAUCACAUUCGUGAUCUUUAUAGGAAUUAUUUUUGGCGGGAAUGAUCCACUUGAGAAUAAACUCAACAAGGAGCAUUUUUUUGGUCCGAAUGUCUUAAAGAUGACCCUAUGCCUGUCUCCCGUUCUACUCUUGCUGCUUUUAAGCACUGGUACAGAUUCGCCGUCUUACAGAGAGCUGACUUGGAUGCUCUCCCUUCGAAUCGCCCUGGAUCUUUUCGAUGCAGUGGAAAUGUUGGAAGUUAUUCUCGACGAAAACGAACUAAGCCAUGACAUCCCAAGAGCGUUUGAAAAAGUCAUAAUUGGAUUUGUCUGUUUUAGUUUCUUGUUGUCGACGCUACAGAUUUUGGAGAUAAAGCUGGAUUACGGUGACUGGAAACCUCGGAAGUGUACAUCAGUAUCGCGAAAAACUCUUCAGAUUCUUUUUGUAAACGGUGUAUUUUUAGUACUUCGCUUAAUAAUUUACAGAAAGUACGGCAAAGAUGCAUCAAUUUUCAUCGCUAAAAAUUUCAUCAUAAUUAUUCUCAGCCUUUUUGAAAUAUGUUCCACAUGUAAAUGCUGUGGAUGUGAGGACUACUAUUGA